AUGUUAUUCAAGAACAGAAAACAUGAUUUUGUCACUGAUGCUUCAGGGGCAACCCUCAAUGUAUUAAAGUACAAUGGGAAACUCUAUACACCUGGCAUACAAGGCAAAUUGUUGACUCUCCCAGACAUGAGGGUCAGAAAAUCAGACGUUCUUCUGUGUGGUUAUCCAAAAACUGGCUGUCACUGGGUGCAUGAGAUCAUGCAUAUGUUGGUGAAUAAAAAGGUAGAGCUAACCAAGCAUGGGAAGGAACUUGGCGGAAUGAUUGAAGUCUCUCCAGAUAUAAUUUUAGAUUCUCUUCCAUCUCGAAGAGUGUUAAAUACACAUUUUCUCUAUGAAGAAUUGCCAAAAGGUUUUAAAGAAAACAAGACAAAGAUUGUCUACACAGUUCGGAAUCCCAAAGACACAGUAGUAUCAUACUAUAAUCACCACAUUAAUCUCAAACUGUUCUAUGGCUACAACGGAAAUUUCAACGAUUAUUUCCAGCUGUUUAUGGAGGGUAACUUGGACAGCGGCAGCUACUUUGACCAUGUUCUUGCAUGGGACAAGGUCAUCAGGAGUCAGACAGACAAUCCAGUAUUGCUGGUCAAAUUUGAAGAUAUCAAGUCUGACCCAGUUGAAGUUAUUCUGCGAAUUGCUGAAUUCCUUGAUGUUGAAACCACCAGAGAGUUUGCUGAAGAUGUCGCUAGUGCCUGUCAUUUCACCAAAAUGAAAGCAAAGAGAGAAAAGGCUGGAUCAUUUGAUGCAGUUAUGUUUCGGAAAGGGACUGUUGGUGACUGGAGAAACUGGCUGACCGAUGAGCAAAGUCAGGCCAUGGAUAAAGUCUGGAGUGAAAAAAUGAAGGACUGCAUCUACCAGCCAGUGUAUUAG
Molecule: messenger RNA, 867 nt
Organism: Candidula unifasciata
Lineage: Eukaryota; Metazoa; Mollusca; Gastropoda; Stylommatophora; Geomitridae
Source: the annotation of a GenBank genome assembly